CUCUUCCUUUUUAACUGCAAACUCAUGGGAGAAGCAGCCGUCUCCGUCGUCUUGGCCUACAUAAGGCUCUUUACAAUUUCAUUAAAUGAGAUGAAGCCAACUCUCAUUCUGUUCACUGUCUGUCAUAGCUAGAAUAAAGCCCAUCUAGUGAGGACAGAACAGUAAAGAGCCUUAUAAACAGCAGACGGCACCAGAAGCUGUUACUUCAGUCACCCAGUCAUCAUGUGGCAGCCAACGGACCCACAACCUCAAAGUCAAGUAAGAAGCCACAUGCAGGAGAGUCAAGGGGAGCAGUUUGAAACGAGGUCUCGUUGCUCUGGAUCGUCAAAGUCUUCCAGGUCAUCCGCAAGCGUUGCAGCACUCAAAGCGCGAGCCAAAGCUGGGGCUGUACAAGUGCAGUUGGCCUAUGCAGAAGAGGAAGCUGAGGCCAUGAAACAACAGGCUGAAAUUCAAGCUCAACUACACAUCCUAAAGGUAAAGAAGGAAGCAGCAGCUGCAGCAGCAGAAGCAGACAUUCUCGAGGCAGCCACUCAGUAUGAAGAACAGCAACCUCUCUGCCAAGAGCGUCUGUCCGACAACUCUGUGGACCCCAGACAAAGGGUUCAGAAUUACAUUGACAAUCAAGUCUUCCUGCCAGACAACCAAAUGUUAACACAACCUCCAAUACUUAGCACAAACUCCAUUCACCAAGAUGAAAUCCCAAAUGCUGACACUCAGCCAAUCCCCCUUGAUGAUGUCAAGCUAAAAACACAACAACAACAAAGUCCUGUAGCUCACAACCACACGUCAAUACCCGAACCUCGCUCUGUCUAUCCAGCAGCAAACUACCAAUACCAGCCAUUCAGUUCAUCUCCAUUUAACGCUCAGCAAACAUCCAACAGCAAUGAUGUAGCUAAAUAUUUGAUGAGACGUGAACUUGUGACAGGAACAAUGCAGAAAUUUGAUGAUGACCCACAAAACUAUCGUGGCUGGAAAUCCUAAUUUCUGAACAUCACCAAAGACCUAUCUUUGUCACCCAGAGAAGAACUGGAUUUCCUUUUGAAAUGGCUCAGACCAAAGUCAACAGAACAAGCAAAGAAAAUCAGUGCAGCUCAAAUCAACAACAUCAAUGCAGCUCUCCAAAUGGUUUGGCAGCGCCUGGAAGAAACAUAUGGUGCACCAGAGGUAAUAGAGCACGCCCUCUUUAAGAAAAUUGAGGACUUUCCCAGAAUCACCUCUAGAGACAGUGUUAAACUAAGAGAGCUAGGGGACCUCUUACUUGAACUUGACUUACUUUUGGGCGUUAAAUAGCAGACAUUCUUCCGAUGAGAGGUGGAGGUGGUUUUCCCGCCAUACGGGUUGCUGGGUGCAAACGCACCCACAUUUAACUGUUUUUGUUCCU
Thalassophryne amazonica is the source of this 1381-nucleotide messenger RNA. RefSeq lists its product as uncharacterized. The transcript is spliced from 2 exons. NCBI's taxonomy places the organism in Eukaryota, Metazoa, Chordata, Actinopteri, Batrachoidiformes, Batrachoididae. The record is from RefSeq and is a predicted model, not a curated record. Bases 223 to 981 code for a protein of 252 amino acids.